UCUCCCGUCUGCGUUAACAGCAUCGCUACAGAAAAGCCGCAUUCUUCUUCAAUCAUUCACGAGUUUUGAUUAGGGUUUUUGCUGAGUAAAAAAUGAGUUCUAGCGGCGCAGGAGCGGGAAAGGGUGGCGCCGGAAGGGGCAAGCCUAAGGCGUCGAAGUCGGUGUCCCGAUCGUCGAAGGCGGGGCUCCAGUUCCCCGUCGGUAGGAUCGCGCGUUUCCUCAAGGCUGGGAAGUAUGCCGAGCGUGUCGGUGCCGGAGCUCCGGUGUAUCUCUCUGCUGUACUCGAGUAUCUCGCCGCAGAGGUUUUGGAAUUAGCAGGGAAUGCAGCCAGGGACAACAAGAAGAAUCGGAUUGUGCCGAGGCAUAUUCAGCUGGCUGUGAGGAAUGAUGAGGAGCUGAGCAAGCUUUUGGGCAAUGUGACUAUUGCUAAUGGUGGUGUGUUGCCUAACAUUCAUCAGAAUCUGUUGCCCAAGAAGGCUGGCUCAGCCAAGGGUGACAUUGGCUCUGCUUCUCAGGAGUUUUAGGGGUUUAGCGGAUAGAAAGUGAUAGUUGGACUUCUGUAAAAUAGCUGUUUUUGUACUCGGGUUUAUUCAAUGACUUUAUAUAUGAUAUAAGCAAUUCAAUUGCUGUUUUGGUUCAA
Molecule: messenger RNA, 640 nt
Organism: Ipomoea nil (Japanese morning glory)
Lineage: Eukaryota; Viridiplantae; Streptophyta; Magnoliopsida; Solanales; Convolvulaceae
Product: probable histone H2AXb
Exons: 2
Coding region: 93-524 (143 amino acids)
Cellular component (GO): nucleosome
Molecular function (GO): structural constituent of chromatin; DNA binding; protein heterodimerization activity
Source: RefSeq, a predicted model, not a curated record